Molecule: messenger RNA, 2276 nt
Organism: Durusdinium trenchii
Lineage: Eukaryota; Dinophyceae; Suessiales; Symbiodiniaceae
Source: the annotation of a GenBank genome assembly
UCGUUUUGUUUUGUGCCAUUGGUCUGCUCUGAAUAGCAUGGAAAGGAUUCCCGCUGCGGAUGAUGGUUGUUUGAGCUAUGGACAGGAAGGCUGACGAGUGUGGAGCAGAUGCAGAGGUCCCGCUUCCAUGCUUCAGCACCUUCAACCAUGGUGCUGGACUACGGGAGGUCUCCAUCAUCAAAGGAAUUGAGGAAUACCUCGGCUACCACCACUUGGCGGAGCCUCUCACAGCUUUUCGUCGAGAAGUGGCAGGUGCCGGGCUUUUGCGCAACCCCAGCAUUUGGAUGCAAGUGGUGCGUGACAUUGAGGAGGUGCUUGCAACGUUUGAUGCUGGAGAUCAGAAGGCCUUUAGGGAUGCGUGGCAGCGGCUUGUCCCUGAAGAGCGGCAAACAGCGCCGGUGGGGCGAAACAUCGAAUUGCGGCUGCAGGCUUACUUCGCCACUCACAGCAUGCGCAGAGCAUUGCAGGAAGGCCGCGAACCGGAACCUCACGAAACGCAGGCCUUGGAUCGCUUUCGGGACUUCUUGAGUGAGUGCGGCAAGGAUGAGGUCAGUGCAGAUGAAGCACUAAUGCCUCUUUUUGCGCUUCCCUUCGUCCAGCGACCGCAUGCGCACCCUGAUGUGCGGGAGGUCUUCUCAGACAGUUGGCUUCAGCACCUUCGCAAAGAUGUUGAGGCAGAACUUCGAUUGCAACAACCGCCUAUUCCUUUGCUCUAUGACAUCGUGGAGCAGCCACCCACAGACGAUGGGAAGCGCCCAUGGCAGUCUGUUUGGGCGGAGCUUUUGCGCUUGGCUGAUGCCAGCUUGGAUGCCAUAGCAUUGUUGGCGGAAGGGAUACCCGUGGCGCCAUCCGUCCUCACAAGUGCUCGACAGCAACUUGAGCUUUUGCGAGACCAUGUGCCUGGAGGUCUUGCACUCCAGUUGAAGUCGCAGGACAGUCGGCGACCGCUCUGUCCUAUGAGCCCUGCCCGCAGCGUACGGUCCCGCGCUGCGACCGCUCGGCCACAGCUACCCCAGAUAGACUUUACAGCACUUCGUCGUUUUGUUUGUUCCCACGAGGAACGCUUUGAAGCUAGUCCGCCAUCGACCUUACCCGCUGUCCUGCGAGCUAUUUUGCAAAGGCUUACAUCGGCAGAAUCCCCGUUGCCUUUGCGAAGGGGCUUCUUGGUUGCGGUCCCGUGCUUCGAUGUGCUGGGUGUCCGCUGCUUGCCCACAGCGCUGCCUUCGCUGCUGGACAAUCCCGAGGUAUCAGAGCUUACCCUUGGCAUCCUGGCGGCGCUCGCCUGUGAGGCCGUAGGUCGCAGCUAUAUCGUGUCCAGUGACGCGAGUGUUCAGAGGAUGAUCCACCUGCUCAAGUCGAAGCCAUUGGAUUCCUCGGUGCACAUACAGGCUUUGGCUGCGAUGCAGCGUCUGUCCCUGAGGAGGAGUGCACAGGACCACAUGAUUGAGAUGGGCUUGGUGGAGUGGGCCGUCCAGGUCUUGGGAUCGCCCACGGAGGGCCAUGGAAUGCCAUCGGAGUUCUCCUUGGAGUUUGGUUCUGCGAUGCUGAUGAACCUGGCGCUGCGCUCCGCGGGGAAGCGGAGAUGCUUGGAGCAGCAAGAAAUGCUUCCAGUUGCAAUGAAACUCAUGGAGCAUUGGAAUCCGCAGAUCAGGACCAGAUCAAGCGCUUUACUCAUUGCUGUCGCUGCCAAGUUUCCGAGAGACGGCGCAACGUUGGGGCUUGGAGGCAAUGCUGCGAUCUAUCCACUCGCAGGCAAACAGCCUUGGGGACGACAUCUCAGUGAGACAGAUUGAAUAUUUGCUUGAGGAAAUGAAUCCGGAGGACCAAUCGCCGACCAGUGCUGGCGGUGAGAGCGGAGAGGAUGAUGAGGACGAUGACGAAAACUUUCUGGAGGAAGAAGAGUUGGCUGGCCUGCUCCUGGGAGACCGCAGCGGCGACUCUGAGGAAGCCCUUCAGCCAUUCAGGGCGACUGCGGCCGUUUUGGAGGCACAGCAGCGUGAAUUCCAGCAAUGUUUAGGGAACUAUAUGCAGUCACUCUAAGUUGAGCUGACGGGACAGUAAGCUUUGGCCCAUUCAGCCGACUGGUGACAUUUUCUGGCAUUCGGUCCGUCUCUCUUUUGUACAUAGCCUGAGACAAGCAAAGAUUUGUCUCGUUGCCGACUUGCUGCCUCCAUUUUUGUGGAGAAAUGCUGGAGCAAGGGCGCAAGCACGCAAGCAAGCAAGGAAACAACCUACCCCUACUCUAGUCAUUUUGAGAUGUUCAUCCUCAAUGUUCA